This is a messenger RNA of Mobula hypostoma (lesser devil ray), 1993 nucleotides long. It is a transcript of the gene wipi1, whose product is annotated as WD repeat domain, phosphoinositide interacting 1. The transcript is spliced from 13 exons. Lineage: Eukaryota; Metazoa; Chordata; Chondrichthyes; Myliobatiformes; Myliobatidae. The record is from RefSeq and is a predicted model, not a curated record. Gene Ontology annotation, biological process: protein localization to phagophore assembly site; autophagy of mitochondrion; nucleophagy. Gene Ontology annotation, molecular function: phosphatidylinositol-3,5-bisphosphate binding; phosphatidylinositol-3-phosphate binding; protein binding. Gene Ontology annotation, cellular component: phagophore assembly site membrane; extrinsic component of membrane; cytosol. Bases 101 to 1438 code for a protein of 445 amino acids.
CCUUGACAGCUGUUCCAUGGCGAGUGAUCGGGAGCCGCAGGUCGCCACUCGGAACGGGCGCUGAGCCAGCGGGAGCGGGGUCGGAUGUGGAGCGCUGAGGAUGAGCCAAAGUGAUGCUGGCGGAGAGGGAGCCUCCAUUGCCCCUCUCUGCGCCUCCUUCAAUCAGGAUUGCACGUCUUUGGCAGUCGGUACAAGCUCUGGUUAUAAGCUUUUCUCCCUGGCUUCAGUGGACAGAUUAGAAGAAAUCUACAGAUGCACGGACACGCCCGAUGUGUAUAUUGUGGAGCGACUGUUCUCCAGCAGCCUGGUGGUCGUCGUCAGCCUUUCAACACCGCGGAGGAUGAAUGUCUAUCAUUUCAAGAAAGGGACAGAGAUUUGCAAUUACAGCUAUUCCAAUACCAUCCUCACCGUUAGGCUCAAUCGACAGAGGCUGAUAGUUUGCUUGGAAGAGUCCAUUUAUAUUCAUAACAUCAAGGAUUUAAAGUUACUGAAAACUAUUCAAGAUAUACCACCAAACCGCACAGGUCUCUGUGCACUUUCCAUCAAUCAUUCCAACUCAUACUUGGCAUAUCCUGGCAAUGCCACAAUAGGGGAGAUAGUGAUUUAUGAUGCAAAUAACCUGCACAAUGUUUCCGUAAUCCCUGCACAUGAUGGUCCACUUGCUGCAUUAACAUUCAACUUCACAGCUACCAAGCUGGCAAGUGCAUCUGAAAAGGGUACAGUUAUUCGUGUGUUUUCUACCCCUGAGGGACAGAAGCUUUAUGAAUUCAGGAGAGGAAUGAAAAGGUAUGUAAAUAUCGGCUCACUGGCAUUCAGCAAAGACUCCCAGUUCCUGUCAGCUUCGAGUAAUACUGAAACUAUUCAUGUCUUCAAACUUGAACAGCCCAGCCAAAGGCCCCAGGACGAGUCUCCAACUUGGAGUGGAUACAUGGGGAAGAUGUUUAUGGCAGCCACCAACUACCUCCCUGCCCAGGUAUCAGACAUCAUGAACCAGGAUCGAGCAUUUGCCACUGUGCGUCUAAACUUCUCUGGACAAAAGUGCAUCUGUAUGCUUACUAUAAUUCAGAAGUUGCCUCGACUGCUUGUUGCUGCAUCAGAUGGUUUCCUCUACAUUUAUAACCUGGACCCUCAUGAUGGUGGAGAGUGUGUUCUCGUAAAGAAACACAGGCUACACAAUGAAGAUGACAGCUGUAACACUGAUAAAUCUGACUUGGCACCUUCCAUCUCUCCAACGUACGCAGCGACCGUUGCCAAAACCAGCCCAGUGCCUUCAGUGUCGACGGCAUCAGGAUACUCUGAAGAAGGUGGUGCUCUGCAUGGUGAGAUCAUUCCGGAGCACGAGUUUGCUGCUGGACCAUUGCAUCUGGAUGAUGAGACUGAGUUCCCUCCUAUAUAUUCAUGCCGAGGAAGCCAGAGUGAAAAGACGAAGAAGUUGUGAGACUGAAAAACACGAUUAAUAUCGUGAGUGAAGAUAGAGAUUAUAAACAGCACGAUUUGAAGAAUGAAGAGCAUGAAAUUGGUAUGCAUGAAUUGGAGUAAUAAUAAUAUUCUGCAUUUCAUGUUUUGUUUGGGGGAAAAGAGCAAAACAAAAUUCCAAUGAAUUUAUCUCUAUGUCUGUCACCAGCUUUAGUUAUUCUACUGGAGCCAGAAUGGGUGUGUUACAUAGUAGAGAACAUUGCUAAACUAAUCAAGAUUAGCAUUACCACAUUGAAAAAAAAUACCUUUCUUUAGUAUGGAUAUUUAAAGUUAUUUUUAAAAGUUUUAUAAUAUAGCAUUUACUUUAAAAAAAAACUCAUCCAGCAUGUAUUUUGUUCUGAAUAUAUCCUAAACAUCUUAUAAAAAUAGCAAUUAGUCAACUCAGGCGAUGCCCCCUCUCAGCCAAGCAAGCUGCUCAGUGUGGUGGUCAAGGUUUUUUAAUUGUGAAUGAAGUUGCACAAAAUUGUAAUGUUCACCAAAUAAUAUAGUAGCAAUAGUAAUAAAGUGUUGCAAUAUC